Molecule: messenger RNA, 1083 nt
Organism: Momordica charantia (bitter melon)
Lineage: Eukaryota; Viridiplantae; Streptophyta; Magnoliopsida; Cucurbitales; Cucurbitaceae
Gene: FUS9
Product: Ubiquitin-conjugating enzyme family protein
Source: RefSeq, a predicted model, not a curated record
GUGUGGUCAGUGACGAAUUGAGGACAAAUUUAUAAAAAAGAAUGGAGUUGGAUUGGAAAAUCUGAAAUGUAAUGGAGGGAAAUCGAGAGCAGCGUCCGCAAUUGCCUCUCGUAGGUGGGGGGCGACCGUCUUCCUCAUCCUCCUUAGCACCUCCAACUUCAUGGGCGUCCACAACUUCGGUUUCUGCUUCAGGCAAGAGAAUUCAAAGAGAAAUGGCUGAGUUUAAUUCCGACCCACCUUCCCAUUGCUCCGCUGGCCCAAAGGGUGACAAUCUCUACCACUGGUUCGCUACCAUCUUUGGCCCUCCUGGAACACCAUAUGAAGGUGGUAUAUUUUUUCUUGACAUACUUUUUCCAUGUGAUUAUCCAUUCUAUCCUCCAAAGGUUGUAUUUAAAACCCGAAUCUACCACUGCAAUGUGGAUUCCGCUGGUAAUGUAAGUUUGGACAUUCUGAAGGAGAACUGGAGUCCAGCACUGACAAUCACAAAGGUGUUAAUUGCAGUGAAGUCGAUUUUUGAAAAUCCAAACCCUUAUGAUCCAAACGCACCUGGCGUUGCUCACUUGUACUUAACCGAUAGAUGUAAGCACGACGAGAUAGCUGCUGAGUGGACACUACGUUUUGCCAAGUGAAUGGAAGCAAUAUUAAUGUUUUGGACAUCAUUUUUUGAAAGAAAUUGCUUCCACUUGGUAUUUUACUUUGUGUUUGUUGAUCACUUGAAAACACCUGCUGGGUGUUUGCCAAAAAGUUCACCAAGAACACCGGAAAGCAAACUCCAAAGUUCUGGGAUGCAUGGGUGGAUGAAUGGUAUGAAUGAUUUGUAGUAUCAGUGAUAGUCCUUUGAGAUUAAAGCGUCAAAGUGUAAGAAAAAUCAGUGUUUUCUUCUUUCACCAUGCUAGUCGGCCGUUUGGUAUAGGAAAAUAGGAUCGAGGUCGGGGUCGGGAUCGGGAUCGGGAAUAGAGAUGGGACUGAGUAAGGAUCUUGCAUUGAUUUAUUUGGUACAAGUUCAAAUAGAAAGGUAUGAGAACCAUGUAUUCUUUGAAAUCUUUUAUACCCACAGACAAUGGUUCAUACACACUACCCUUA